Salvelinus namaycush (lake trout) is the source of this 954-nucleotide messenger RNA. Its product is annotated as uracil nucleotide/cysteinyl leukotriene receptor-like. Bases 1 to 954 code for a protein of 317 amino acids. The record is from RefSeq and is a predicted model, not a curated record. The transcript has a single exon. Lineage: Eukaryota; Metazoa; Chordata; Actinopteri; Salmoniformes; Salmonidae. Gene Ontology annotation, molecular function: G protein-coupled receptor activity. Gene Ontology annotation, biological process: phospholipase C-activating G protein-coupled receptor signaling pathway; positive regulation of Rho protein signal transduction. Gene Ontology annotation, cellular component: membrane.
AUGAACUACACUGAGGAAGUGAGACAUGGCUUUCACACCAAAGGUUCCCACCAUGAGAACAUCCUGUUUGCUAGCUUUUACAUCCUGGUCUUUGUGGUCGCCGUGCCUGGCAACAUUUUGGCACUGUGGGUGUUCUGUCGUCAGGCUGACACCUCACCCUCCAAGCUCUUUCUAAAACACCUGGCCAUAGCAGAUGUCUCCUACGUGCUGAUCUUGCCCAUGCGGAUGGUCUACCACUUCUCAGACAGCCGCUGGCCCUUUGGAGAUGUCCCCUGUCGCCUGGUGGGGUUUCUCUUCUACCUCAACAUGUACUGCAGUCUUUACUUCAUGACCUGCAUCAGCCUGGACCGCCUCUUGGCCCUGGUCCUACCGCUCAAAUCACGGUCAAUGAGGAAGGCUUCAUAUGCCCGAGUGGUCGUGGUGAUCCUGUGGGUCACAGUGACCGUGUCUAUGGCUCCCUUGCUAUUCUCCAAAAAACAGACGACGAUUCAGGUUGACAACACAACCGUGGUCAUGUGUAACCAGCUGUACUUGGAAAAGACUUCUCCCAAAGCACUGGUGUCAACCAUGGUGGCGUUUAUUAUUCCUCUGGUCACUAUAGGGGUCUCCUAUAUAUUAAUCCUAUUGAAGCUGAGGGGCAUCAAGCAACAGGAGGGAAGCUCGAUCAGAGACAAGGCUAUCAGGAUGAUCAUUCUCAUCAUGGUGAACUUCCUGGUUGCUUUUGUGCCCUAUCACUUGAACCGUUUCAUCUACAUUGAGAGACACACUCAUAGCGACAUGGAAACUGCGUCCAUUGAGGCUCUGGCACUAGCCAACCGAGUCACUUCCGCACUAACCUGUCUGAGUGGAGCUUUGGAUCCUAUUAUGUACUUUUAUUUGGCAAGGACUUAUCAAAGUAUACUGCUGCAGCUGUUCUGUAGAGACAGGAGAGCGGACCAGCCAACCACAACCUGA